AUUAACAUGUAUACGAUUUUGCAGCUUAAUAUGUCAUUAUCGUUACUUGACCCCUUUUUAUGUGUAAAUAAAUUACUGCAUUAGAUGAAGUUUUAAAAACUAUUAUUUAUUUCAGGAAGCAGAAGAAUGGGCGAGACGGCAGAGUGGGCCGAUGGUCAAUCCAUCGUUCGAGCCAGACGACUUCCUGCCCCAAAGUUUAUCACCGGUAAAAGAGGAAAAGAUGAAACCUGGCCAGGACAAGGGUAUCUUCUUGGUAAAUAUGAAAGAGAAGAAUGCUCAAGAGGAGGAGUACGAGCCAUAUGACAACAGGGUGGUGGAACACCCCACUACGAACACUGAGACACUCCUACAUCUGCUGAAAGGGAGUUUAGGAACGGGUAUACUGGCAAUGCCUCAUGCGUUCCACAACUCUGGUUACGUGGUGGGCGCCAUCGGAACGAUAGUGAUCGGAGUGCUGUGCACAUACUGCAUCCACAUCCUCAUAGACUCGUGCUACGUGCUGUGCAAACGGCGGAAAGUACCGUCGCUCACCUAUACCGCUGCUGCUGAAGCGGCGUUAUCUGAAGGUCCUGAUUGGUGCAAAGCUUGCGCCCCGUAUGCUGCGUAAGUACAUACAUUACCUAUUCAAAAUGAUAUCAUUGAUUGUUGUUGAUUUUCAGUAGAUGACGUUUACGUGCUGUAUGCUAUUGGUGUUUUCUUUGCCAAUAAUAAAAACAAAAUCGCGGAUUACCAUGGGUGUAUGUAAGUAGGUAUAUGUCAAUACAUAUAGCUACUUAAAGCAGUCAGGGUCCCGGACCUCUAAUAGGUAUAAUUAUAAUCUGUCCGGUAGUUUCGGAGCAUAUUCGAUGCAAACAAACGAACAAUGUUAUCUUUCAUAAUAUUAGUAUAGAUAAAGUAAACUUUUAUUCCAGGCAUAUAGUGAACGCUUUCCUUCUAAUUUACCAAAUCGGGACUUGCUGUGUGUACGUGGUGUUUGUAUCUGAAAACAUCCAUUACGUAUUAACAAAGCAAUUUGGACUACAAGUAGAGGUGAUCCAGGUGAUGGCAUGUAUUCUCCUACCACUGGUGUUAAUCAAUUGGGUGCGUGACCUCAAGUACCUGGCUCCGUUCUCGGCGGUUGCUAAUGCGGUCACUAUAGUGAGCUUCGGAAUAAUCCUUUAUUAUAUAUUCCGCGAGACACCAACCUUGGAAGGGAAGGAACCAGUGGGAAAAUUAAGCAAUUUUCCGCUAUUCUUCGGGACCGUCUUGUUCGCUUUGGAAGCUAUUGGCGUGGUAAGAUUUUUUUGUUUUUUUCAAGCCAAAUAAUUGAUAAGCUUAUAAAGUAUAAUUAUAAUUAUUUUAAAUACCAAAACAGAGUUACUAAAAAUGACAUAAUUACCUUCACAUUUACAUAAUUACUCUUUGAUUAUUUCUAUAUAAAUAAAAACUCGGUGAACUGGUUUUGGUGCAAUUUCUGUUAGCAUUUCUAUCAAAUAAAAAAGUACGUCAUAACAUGUUCAUAAACUACGAAUUCACGGUCAAAUACAACUUAAGAAAUUAAAUUUGUUCUUUCUAAAAUGAUGUGUUCUUGAAAAUGUCUUUUUUUGCCAGAUAUUACCAUUGGAAAACGAGAUGAAAACCCCCAAAGACUUUGUGGGGAAAUUUGGCGUGUUGAACCGAGCAAUGAUUAGCAUUAUCAUUCUAUAUGUGGGCAUGGGACUGUUUGGCUAUCUUCAAUACGGAGCUGCUGCGAAAGGCAGCAUCACCUUGAACCUACCCUCCGAUAAAGAAGUGUAAGUAUUUUCUCCGAAAUACCCGAAAAUUACAUCAAGAGUG
Diatraea saccharalis (sugarcane borer) is the source of this 1815-nucleotide messenger RNA. NCBI's taxonomy places the organism in Eukaryota, Metazoa, Arthropoda, Insecta, Lepidoptera, Crambidae. The record is from the annotation of a GenBank genome assembly.